AUGGAAAUUGUGAAAGAAAAUAUCUCAAUAACAAUGCCAAGUGAAAAUGCCGAUUUAAGAUGUAUAGUUUUACAACAAAGUUUUACCGGUAAUAGACAAUUGAAAGUAACUUCGAUACCAAAGUUAUUACCACCAGCUGAGAAUGAAGUACUCAUUAACGUCAAAGCAUGCGGAGUAAAUUUUCUUGAUGUCCUAGCCCGAUACGGUGUAUAUGAAGAUACAUCAAAACCGCCAUUUGUGCCAGGUUAGUAUAAGUUUAACGAAAUCUAGUGAGUACAAUUGGAGCUUUAAGACAUAAUAUUUAGGAUAAUUAACAAUAAUGGGAUUAUAUUUAGUAAUUUUACAACCGCCUUCUUAGUUACUAGAGACUCAGACAGAAUUCAUUUCUGAAAGAAUCAAAGAAGAUACCACGACCGG
Didymodactylos carnosus is the source of this 417-nucleotide messenger RNA. The record is from the annotation of a GenBank genome assembly. Lineage: Eukaryota; Metazoa; Rotifera; Eurotatoria; Philodinida; Philodinidae.